Molecule: messenger RNA, 2643 nt
Organism: Marmota flaviventris (yellow-bellied marmot)
Lineage: Eukaryota; Metazoa; Chordata; Mammalia; Rodentia; Sciuridae
Gene: Ccdc178
Product: coiled-coil domain containing 178
Source: RefSeq, a predicted model, not a curated record
AUGGACAACUUUGCCUUGCUUCUGCAACCUUCAGUUGAUUGGGACAUGCCAGGAUUACAAUCACUGAGGCAUAUCGGACUGAGUGGAUUUUAUGAUGAGUACAGUUUGAAUGCUAUAGUGAGAACAUCAAUCACUCUUCGCAUGAGACUCCAAUUUUCAGAAAUGGAAGAGGUGAAUACAGGCCUCUACUUCAACUACCCAUGUCUACGUCAGAGCUGUGCUAAUGUAAACAUCCCAGCACCAUGUGUCAACAAAACAAUCUCACACAUUGAAGAGGUGGAGUCAAAAAUACAGGGGCGUAUGAAACAGGUUGAAACUUCUUUUGCAGAAUGGAGAAAAACUUGUCCCACAAAGGACCUAAAAGAAGAUUUGAGUAUUGAAGGACCAGUGGAAGAGGUCAAACCAGAAGAAGAGAGAGAUGAAAACUGUCCUGAGUUAAAGAAAGAAAUGGAAACAUUGCUGUCAGAGACGAUCCAUCUCAUUAAAUGUCUAGAAACUGACCGGGCAAUUGCCGAAGAAACUUUAAAUCAACAAAAAUUAAGAAAGGGAAAGAUUACCACAAAAAUUGAUGCGUGGUCAAUCUGGAAACUUCAAGAACUCCCACUAGCUGUGCAGAAAGAACAUGAUGCCUACUUGAGAGACAUUAUGGAAUUACAAUGGCAUCUGGAAGGCAGAAUUCGUCAACUGGAACAUGUGGAGAAACAAAAGACAAAGCUAGAAGAAGCCAACGCGAAGGUUCAAAGGGACAUCGACUACAUGCUUCAAUAUGGCCCUCUACUGCGAUCAAAGCGGCAGCAGGAAGUGGAAGCUCUGAAGGAGUGUUCUCAAAAGGAAGCUGAGGUAAUGGAAAUGUUCAGACAAGUUCAUGAAACACUUGAAGAAGCUAAAGACGCCUUUGAAAAUGCCAAAUUGAAAGCUAAACAAGCUAAAGAAGAAAUGGAAAAAGAUAUUUCCUGUGAUAAAGCAAGCAUAGAGAACUACAAGAAAGACCUGGUUAAACUUAACAAUUUAUUUAUUCGCUACUCUACAUCAAUAAAAAACACUAAUAUUCAUAUAGAAGAAAAACAAGAGAUAAUGAAUGAGACAUUGAAAGAAACAAAGUCAUCAAAAGAAGAAAUGGCUGCUUUGUCAAAAACCCUCGCAGAUUUGAAACAACUUUAUGAGGACCAGUGUUUGAAGCAAAAUGGAUAUCGACAGCAGUAUUUGGAAGUACUCAAUAAGUUUUAUGCCUCAAAAAGUACAUGGAAUAUUGAGCUUUCUAACUUGAAAAAAGACUUUUCAGAGAUUUCAAUAGCACAUUCUCAAGAAGCAGAAGAAAGGAGUAGACUUUUACUUGAUUUGGACAACAUAACAAAGGAAAUCAUUGUCAGCAAAAGGAGAAAAAAUGAGUAUGAGAUGGAGAUUCAAUCUUUGCUUAAAAUGAAAGCAAAGAAUGAAGAGUUUCUCAAAUAUCUCUACAAGGAGGCAUAUCACAUCGGUUCUCAUUUCCAUCUAGCCAAAUAUAGAGUAGAAGAUUUAGAAGACAAAAUAGCAGAAGCGAGAAGAAAAUUCAAGGCUAGAGAAGAUUUCUUGAAAAGACGUAUCCGAAAUCAAAUGACUACGGGGAUGAUAAUUCAGAACAAAAUUUAUUCCAUUCAAGAAAAUCAGUUAAUUGAGAAAAAAGAGCUUUUGAAAGAGAGAGCAGUAUAUGCUCUAGCACUGCAAGAAAUACUGGAACCUCUGCUCAUACUAGAUAAUGAUUCUGUACAGCUGAAAUUGCUCCAUGAAGAACAGAGUCAGUUACUGAAUGACAUAGUUGUAAAGAGGGAUUUUGUUAGAAAGAAGGUGGAAAAAACAAAGAAAAAAUUACGAAGAAAGGGGAAGAAAACCCAUGUUGCACUAAUGGAAACUGAGGAUAAACGUUCAGCAGUUUUUGAAGAGUUAGAGUCAACUAAAGACAAAACGAAUGCUUUUAAUGUAAAAAUAAUUGAUUUGAAAAUAGAAUUAAAAGAACAGGAACAGGAAAAUUUAGAUUUUGAAAAGAAAAUCGAACAGUUAAAGGAGAACUUUUUAGUUGUAAGAUAUAAAAGGGAGAAUGCACAAAAUAUAUUUGAGCAUUUCAUGGAGAAGAAAAAACUCUGUGAAGAGAGAAUCUUUGAUGAAGACAAGAAAUUUACAGUGCUCUUUGAAACAAGGCAAAAGACUCUGGAAGAUAUUAAAAAAUUGCAAGAUAAUUCCCUGGAAGAAAAUCUACGUUUAGCUCAAGAAUAUCAAAAACUACUGGAAAUUUUCUUAGUCGAAAAGGACAAAUUCUUCAAUAUAUAUAGCAGAAAGCUAUCAAUUGAUGCUUCUGUUAGAGAUAAGAAAGAGGCUGCAGGUUUCUCACCUACAAAGCUCCCAAGCUCCCUAACAGGCAUAUCUGAUGAACUUUCAUAUUUUCAGUUACCCCUCUGUCAGCUGCAGAGAAAGCUCCACAAACAGUGGCAGGAGUACUUCAAACUGGUGGUCCUCUUCAGCCAGAUACAGCUGGACAAGUUCCAGGCAGAAUCUCAGGAGGGUAUUCAGAAAAUAUUAGCUGUGCAGGAUGAAUCUGCAAAUUUAAUUCAACACAUCCAAGAUUUCUUCCAGAGUUUGACAGAUGGCCCAUGCGAAGAUGAUGGUUAA